Messenger RNA from Kalmanozyma brasiliensis GHG001, 6378 nucleotides. Its product is annotated as Anaphase-promoting complex subunit 1. Gene Ontology annotation, molecular function: molecular adaptor activity. The coding region runs from base 1 to 6378 and encodes 2125 amino acids. The record is from RefSeq and is a predicted model, not a curated record. NCBI's taxonomy places the organism in Eukaryota, Fungi, Basidiomycota, Ustilaginomycetes, Ustilaginales. The transcript has a single exon. Gene Ontology annotation, cellular component: anaphase-promoting complex. Gene Ontology annotation, biological process: metaphase/anaphase transition of mitotic cell cycle; anaphase-promoting complex-dependent catabolic process; protein K11-linked ubiquitination.
AUGUCGGCGGCAGAACGCAUCAGCCAAAGAGUGGCGCACUCCAACACUCGAGCGGCUACAUCCGAUUGGGACUCCUCCCUCACGGGCGAGUCGUCUCAGCUACUUGCACGUCUGCAAAAGAUUCGCGCUCGCUCAACAGCCACCACGCAGGGAAGCUCAGUCUCAUCCGCCUCGCAUCUCGCCCGCGGAGCCACAGCAUCAACCUCCUCGUCACCACCAUCGACAUCGUCAGUCACCACGGUCCAUCAGCAAGAUGAUAGUCUCAACAAGGGCGCUUGCGCUCUCGACGAGCUUCGAUGGCAAGAUCACUCCCUCACAUGGACAAGAGGUAGCAUCCUCAUGCGCACCUUCUCCUUUCCCAACCCGGUCUUGCAAGCGUUCUGGACCCUGUUCCAUGUCAGCCCCCCGGACACCAUCCACACCGCUCCUGGCAAAUUACGUGCCAAUCAGCAUCCUGAUCCACCCGUCCGAGCGCUCUGCGUCUUCUUCGAGCAAGCCAUGCACAUUCACUUUCCAGGCCUUGGCGAGCAGGUCGAGAUGGACCUGCCUUUCCGCUUCGCAAAGGCCUUCCCAGCACCGCUAGGCUUUCUCAUCCAGCGCCAAAUCGAAUCGGAAGACGAGCGCAUUGCUUCGAGAUUACAACGUCCCGCAGUCAGGCCUUCGUUGCAACCGUCUUCCAGUGGCAUCGGGUAUCCUUUCCCAGACCUCAGCACAUCGUCCGACUCGAGCCAGAGCCUCUCGCAUCUCCUCGACGAGACCGAUCCUGCAUCCACAUCUCAGAUUCCUCAAGAUCCAUCGCGGCUGCUGCCCAUGGUCUUCUACCUGUCCCGCUGCUACGACGAUCUUGUGCCCGUCGAUCGCUUUCCGCAGCUGUCCUUCUCCCUCGCGCCUUCGACCGACCCUACGCCAACCACACACGGUCCAGCGUCCCCCUUCGGCGAAAUAGACGAGGUCGUCGUCUACGUCUCUACCGAGAACGAUGCGCGAUGGCCACCCUUCGUCGUCACGACGAGUCUGCGAAACUCUGCCAUCCGCGUCUAUGCGUAUGCCGCACGGCCGAACGCCUUCGAAUCGACACCCGCACUGCUCUCGACGCCACGCGCCCCGUCCUCACUCGGCAGCAGUGGCGCUGGUGUCCAUGGCGUUCCCAUCAUCCCUGGUCCUGCCGCCUUUGCGCCUCAGAGCCAGGGAGACGACCAACACCCCGUGACGGGCCUGUCGCGCACUCUCUCCGACACACAGGGAGGUGCUGCCAGCACAGCGCUAGGCAGGGGCUAUCCGUCCACCUCGGUUCGAAGAAGCAGCCGUAUCGAUCUCGACCGACGUACCAGCGGCAUGGUCUCUGCUGGGAUGGGAAGAGAUCCGAGCGGUCGCAGCCGACGUAUCAGCGCGAUGCACUCAGGAGCACCAGACCGCAGAUCCACGGGUCGCAAGGACGAUCAGGCAAGCCAGGGACGAGACCGCACGCUAGGGAACAUCUCUCACACUGCCGAUGGUCUUCGCCUGCAGUCUGGUGCUUACCCUCAUGAAGCUAGGAUGGAAGAGCUUGGCGGUCCUGGCACCAGCAUGCGCAUUCCUGCCAACCCAACCGCAGCGGCUCGCCUACGUCGCAGUUCACAGGCCGUUGCGCGUACACCCUACGGAGGGCCCCGGAACUCGAAUCGCACGUCGUCUUCCUCUGCCAAGCCAAGGAUGUCGAUGAAUCUGUCCCGCCUCGACACCAGCGUCGAUCCCUCUCGGUUCACGUCCGCGAUGCCCACCGGCACCAUCGAUGGGAUGCGCCUAGACGCCAUGGAGGUCGACGAUGCCAUCCUCGACGACGGCGAUGUCGACCUGGCCCGCGUCGCAGACAUGGACAGCUUUGCACGCAGUUUUGCCUGCACAUGCCUCUUGGACGAGAUCAAAAUCCCACAUCUGAACUCUGCCUCCGACCUUGCGGAUUUGCGGGUGAGCGGCUCCUCGUUCGGACACAUCGAUUCGGACGCCACCUACCUGUUCCUGUCCAUGCCAAGUCUGGGUCGAACCUUUGUACGUCGGCUUGGCUAUCAGCGAUUGGGCUCGUACGACACGUAUCGAAACCUUCCCUUCUGCAAAGCACCCAGCAAGCUGCAGACUGCUGCCGCCAUUCCAUGCAUCGGAGUCUUGCCGGUAUCGGUGCUGGGUCCAGAAUCGACGCAAGUUCUGGCAAUGUCCCGAGACGGAGCUUUACAACUUCACUUCGGGCUUCCAUCUCCAGGCAUUCCGUCACUCGACAUCACCACGUUCGGACCUCUGGCGCCGGAACUCAAAGACAUUAGGCAAGAUGCAUCCUCACUCUGUCUGGAGGCAGCGCCGACCUUGGGCAGGUCUGGCUUUCAGCUCGUGACAACGAAAUCGCAACAGCGUAUCGAUGUCCAGCUCGACUUCCGUCCGAGAUGUGCUACAGCCGCUCGAGUACUCGGGGUCCUAUCGCAGACCGUGCCAAAUCAUCUCGCGGCAAAGAUCCAGGCUCGGUGGGUCGAGGCGCGCUUCUUCACGGAAGGUCCACUGACGUCAAGGCACGGGCAUACUGCAAUGGAUGCAGAUUGGGCAGCUCUUUCGCUAGCCUUGGGGCUCUCGUCGUCACAGCCAACUGCUGACCGCACAAGUGCCCGCUGCGCGACAGCACACCGUCUGUUCGCCCAAGAUCCCCUCCUGCAAGGCCUCGCUCCCUUCACCGCUGUCGACUCGGCAGGCUGGAAUGCGGCACCACAAGGGACGCUGAAGAACAACCUGGAUCCGACCGAGUCCGGCCCCCUUCUGUUUACGCUGUACCUGCUGGCCGAGGAGAUGCAGUUGGACACUUCCCACUCGCAAGGCGAGGUCAAGAAAGUGGCAGAGCUGAGUGCCGCCCUGGCACAGCGCUGCAGAUCAUCCGCCUGGACGGAAGCCCUCCGCUGUCGCGUUGCCUUGCGUCAAGGCGCGUCGCAGCUUGGACAAGGGUCAAAGCAAAGUCGAAGCAUGGACGCAGACGGGCAGGAGCCACCGCAAGACUUCUAUCAGGUGCUCCGCCGUCUGCUCUCUGGCAGCCGCGCCCAAGCGUCUUCGCUUCGGAGCUGGAUCGAGCCCACUGCCGGUCUUGCACAGCUCACCCACGCCGCUGCUGCCUUCCCGAUGCUGGAUGCGGUUCUUCGCACCUUUUCCGUGUUCAGCCAAGCGCACAAAGAUCGUCAGCACCUCGCAGCGGCCGUUGUCGAAAGUACGAUCUCGAACGGACUGGAUCUCGAGCGAUUGCGAGCGUUGCCUUUUGGCAUCUCGCUUCCCUUGUACGAGGCCAUGCGCUGCUGUCAGGUCGAACCACCGAGUGGCAAGAGUGCCGCCUUCUACCACAUGACUCAACGUGCAGAGCUCGUUCUCAAUGCUUGGCCGCUGCGUGGCUCCUUGAGCACGGCGAACGCGCGCAAGAUCCCAGAGCAGCUGGUUCGAACCUUGCCAGAGGACGUCUCUCUGGAUGCCAUCUGUGCCCAGCUGUUCAGUCGAGACUUUCGACUGCGCGAUGUGGUGGCGAUGCUCAGGACCGACUCGAUCAACUCGGUCUACGUUGCCGAGGGCGAAAGCCAGACGGAGACCGCCAUCACCGAACAGCACAACGCAGCCGUCGCAGCGAUCGGCGAACGUACCAAGGCGCUUCCAGCGGGUCGAGCCAUGCUUUUUAUGACAUCGCAGCGCUUCUCUCCCACGCACAAGUGGCGAAUUCCGUCGAUCUGCUUGACCGUCAAAGUGAGACCGCGCGGUCUGACCAUCGAGCCAGAAACGAAAGCGGACGCGGCCGGCUUGGACUGGCCUGAGUUUCACAAUGGCGUUGCUUCGGUGCUCGAGCUCCACUUGGCCUCCGACAUCACGGUCGACUCCAAAUGGAUCUUUGCGCACCUGGGCGAACAGGUCACUGCACGUCACGCAGGCUUCUUGUACGGACUCGGUCUGAUGAAGCAGCUGCCGUCGUUGACGCCCAUUCAUGUCUUCCGAUACCUCAAGAUGCGCAACAAUCUGCUCACCAUCGGCUUUCUGCUCGGAGUGGCCGUGUCCACCGUAGGCACGGCCGACCCCACAGCGCGAAAUUUGAUCGGGAUGCAGCUCCCCGCUUUCCUGCCGCCCGACUCGGCACCGCUCAACUUGUCCACCAUUACGCAAACCGCCGGCCUGCUCGCGAUGGGACUUCUCUUCCUUGGCAGCAAUCACCGCUGGACGGCCAAACGCAUGUUGGACCAGAUCGGCGCGCAAGAGUCUUCGACUCCCCACCUUCAGCCGCAAUACCGCGAGGCCUAUUCUUUGUCAGCGGGUCUCGCGCUGGGUCUGGUCUACCUCGGCAAAGGCCGAGGCGAGGGCAUGAAGAGCUUACCAGACAAACGCAUCCUUGCUCGCCUCAUUCAUCUCAUUCAGGGCAGCAGCAACGUCGGCAAGGGUGCAACCCUCGCGGGCGGUCUUCGAGCCGACGACGCCGGCAAGGACGCCGGCGAGAUCAAUUUGACUUCGGCGCCUGCUGCUCUCGCCUUGGGUCUGGUCUACCUGCGCUCGGGCAGUCCGACGAUGGCCGAUGUGGUUGCGCCUCCUCGGACAGCUCGCGAGCUCGACUCGCUCCGCCCCGAUGUGCUCUUUGCCCAUGUGCUGGCUCGCUACCUCAUCCUGUGGGAUAUCAUCCAGCCGACAAAGGAAUGGCUUUUCGGCGUCCUCCCCAUGUGGAUGCAGAGGCGCAUAGAGUGCGGCAAGACGCUAUCCGAGGCGGCACAGCUGGCUCAGAUCAACAUGGAGACGGGCGCUUGCUUUGUGAUCGGACUCAAGUAUGCGGGCUCGAAAGAUGCAAAGGCAAGCCAUUGCUUGUGGGAGCAGCUCAACAGGCUGGAGAAGCAGGCCAAGGUGCAGGCCGUUUCGUUCUUUGCCAAGAUCCGCAAAUCAGCCCUUCAAGCGGCGCUGGACCAAGCGAGGAUUGCGCUCGCGAUGGUCCUCGCAGGCAGCGGAGACGUUGACCUGCUCCGGCAUCUACGAAGAGCGCACGGCGAUGUGGAUGGCGAUACGUGUUACGGUAGCCACAUGGCGACGCACAUGGCGCUGGGACUGCUCUUCCUCGGCGGAGGGCGAUUCACGCUGGGAACGUCGGAUCUGGCGGUCGCAGCCCUGCUGAUUUCUUUCGUGCCUCCCUUCCCUCGAUCCAGCGGUGACAAUCGUGCGCACCUGCAAGCGUUCCGCCACCUUUGGUACCUCGCCAUCGAGCCAAGGUUGCUUGUCGCUACGGACGUCGACUCGAAUCAGCUCGUGAGCUUGCCCGUCCACAUUGCUGAAGGCGAUGCUAUCGCGAGCGACAACAAACGCACCUUUACUCCACUGCUGUUGCCGAAUCGCCACUUGUCUGGAUCCAUUCGAAGCGCCACAGAUAGGUACUGGUCAGCCAGCAUCGACGGCAGCUCGAUAUCGGAUCGCAAUGUGGUGACGGGAUCGGCAGCCGCUCGGGCUGCACGAGCGUCCGCUUCUGCCACAUCGCAGAUGCUCUUUGUGAAGCGCAAGGCGGCUCACCUGGACUAUCUUGCCGACCCUAACGGCAGCCGAAGCUUGACCUCGCGCGCUCUCGAGACAGCGCCGAUGGAUGUGUCGGGAGACGCUGCCGAACGGAUCGGACCCGGCGUGCCUGAGCUCAGGGAAGCGACGCGCGGCUUCUCGGCUGCAGGCAAGCAGUGCGAGCUCGUCCGUUGCUUGGGUCAGAUCUCUGGGUCGUCGUCGGACGCCGACCAAAUUAGCCAGUCGGACGCAACGGUGUCAGCGAUGCGAGCGCUGGUGAUGGAAUGUCUGACGAUGGACAAGAUGUAUGUCUUGCCCGCGUACGCCAGCAUUGUGCAGCUGAAGCACGACAAUGGCGUCGACGCUCUGUUUCAACCGUCUCGUGACAUCCGCCUCGCCGAUGACUUCUAUCAGCAUCACUUUGCACGCCUGUUUGCAGAGGGCAACGACGACGGUGCCAGCAAGCCGUUGCCGUUGGUCCAGCCUGCUUUGCUGACGUUGUUACGGCUGCAUGCGCAAGAGCAGGCCAGGAAGGUCUUCGAAGGCGACGCAGCGGUCCGAGAUGCUGUGACGGAAUGUCUCAUUUCGAGGCCAGGGGUGGGCUUCAGCGCCGCCCUCUUAGAGGCUGAAGACGCUUGGAAGGUGAUGGUGAUGAGCGAGAUGCCUAGCAUGAACGAGGUGCGCGGUCUGGUUGACUUCAUCCGGCAAUUCAUACGUUCGGCUCAGCCAGCCGCGGGUCCAACUGAUGCUACGCAACUCAGAGAGAAGGUCCACAUGGUCACCGAUGCAGCCUUUGGAGGCCCCAACAGAGCGCCUUGGACUGCUUUCAUCCUCGAUCAUGUCAUCGACGAGUUGCUUGGCGGGUCUUGA